UAUCCUGUUGUCACAACCCCAGGCCAAAUUCAAUACAAAUCGAAAUUCCUAGUCAAGUAUGGAAUCCUUUGAAAUGCGUGUUGUUUAUGAAUUAUUUACAUAAAAAUAUACAUUUAUUUACACAAAAUGGGCACUCAAAAACCUGGAGAAUGGGCGAACUCGCUAAUAGCCAGAUUUGAAGAGCAACUACCAUACAAAACCGGGGCACAGAACCUCCACUCCCGAAUAAACGAGGAACAAUGCAAAGCCUGCCUCGUACAGAUUAGCAGGCAUCGCUUCUCGCUCGUCAUCGCCGGCCUCACCAAGAUCCUGCAGCGAGUCAACGAAUUGUACCAACCAACCAUAUCGUCGGGUGUGAACCGACCGCACACGGAGCUAGAGAAGAGCUACAGCGACAGUCUGGUCAUAGUUCUGGACACGCUGGAGAUAUGCCUCAGCUCACAGCCGAAGGACACCACCAAGUUUGAUGAGGCGAUGAAUGUGAAGAUACUACUGAGGGAAGUCUGCCAAUUUAUUGACAUGCGGAAUGAGAACACAACAAGUAACACUCUACUCCGGCAGCUGGCGAGCAAAGUGCUUUUCGCGCUAAGCCUCAACUUCUUCAACGCGGUAUUCAACAGAAUCAGUGCUCGGUUACAGGAAUUGGCUUCAAGCUCAGAAGAAAACCCCGAUUAUACAGAUAUAGAGUUAAUACAACACAUCAACGUGGACAUCCUACGGCUUAUACGGCUGCUCACAGAAUCAAUACAAAAGUUUAAGUUAUUAAGAAAAUCAGCGCACAUAGUUUUGGUAUCGUCUUUAGAGAAAGCAAUAUGGAACUGGAUGGAUACAUACCCCCAAGAAUUCGCAGAAGUCCAAUGCCGGCCUAACGAUGAUCUCAGCAAAUGCUGCGACACUCUUUUCGACAUUUUACAAGAUAGCUUCUCCGAUAAUAAGAAAUCUAGAGUGGCGAUGUGGCCACUGCAGAUUAUGUUAUUAGUUUUGAACCCUAAAGUUUUAGAAGAGAUUGUGAAUGCAGACAGCGGCGCUCCGUGCAGUCCGCGACAUACCAAGAAGAAACUAUUUGUCGACUCAGUGAAGAGAGGGCUUAGCCCACAGAACAACUCUAAACAGAUGACAGAAGCGGCGGUCGUGACAUGUGUCAAACUAUGUAAAGCGUCGACGUAUCUGAACAUCUCUGACAGUGGAAACGUCACUUUCGUGCUUGUCAAAUCCGUUAUUAAUGAUCUCAAGUCUCUCCUCUUCAACCCCUCAAAAUCCUACGUGCGAGGCAACUUGAUCUCAGGCUACUCGGAAUUGGAUCUGAUGACCGACUGUUUCGUAUCGUUAUUUCGGAUUAUGCCACACACGAAUGAUGCUAUUAAAGUGUGCCUCAACCUUAACACGCAUAUUUCGUACCAUUAUGUCAUAGUCAACUCCUUAUUGAGGAUAAUAAAACAGCCACGACUGCCGUGGUGGCCCCAAAUAGAGUUACUAUACCCGCGCGCGGCCGAGCUGAGAGCUAUGUUCACAGACACGUUGAAUAAAGCCACACAGGGCUACAUAGUCCACACGCCGCUCCGUAUGAUCUCGCGCUCGCUCAAAUCCAAGGAAGUGCAAGCCAAGUUCAACAAGUCCGAGGAGAUGCCGGCUUACAGGAACCUGCUGCUGUGCAUGGUGAAACUUAUACAUGCUGAUCCUAUGCUGAUGUUGAGUAACCCCGGCCGCUCAGGCAUCGAGAUCCAGUCAUCAACCACCGAACUAAUCAAUGGUCUGGUCUCGCUGGUGCAUCAGACGGGCAUGGGCGAGAUAUCGCAAGAAGCAAUGGACGCGUUGCUGGCUUUACAUCGGCCUGAUCGGGUCCAUAUGUGGAAUCCUGAAGCGCCGCUUAACACUUUCUGGGAUAUCAGCUCCCAAAUCCUCUACAACAUCAGCCAGAAGCUCAUCCAGCGUCAGAUCGGCAACUACCGCGAGGUGCUGCGGUGGCUGCGCGACAUCCUGACGUGUCGGAACGAGUUCUUGGCCAAGCACAAGGAAUACGCGAACGUCGGCUCACAGAUACCGAUAUGCAAGCAGGCGCAUAUUAAGUUAGAGGUGGUUUUCUUCAUGUGCCUCUGGUCCAUCGACACGGAUGUGGUGUUGGUCGCCAUGUCCUGUUUCGCCCUGCUGUGCCAGGAGGCGGAUAUCCGGUGCGGCGCUGACGAGAUCACCACACAGUGUCUGUUGCCAAACUACGCCGUAUUUCAGGAGGUGGCGCACACUUCCACCGUACUUACCACCGCUAGUCAGGAUAUGGGACGUGGUUGCACUUACAAAAACAUUCACAGCUCAGCGGCGUUGCAGAAGAGGAUAAUGGCGUUAUUGAGGAAGAUCGAGCAUUGCGUGAACGGCGUUCAACCGGUGUGGGAGGAAACUUUUCGAUGUUGGGACUCCCUAUGCAAGCUGCUACAGAAGUACCCCAAAGGACAGGGCGACAAAAUGGACGACUGUCAAAUGGAGGCGAUCCACAGAGCGGUAGCUAAACGGAGAGUUUCGCAUCACAGCAGUAGCGAACACGAUUUUGAGAUGCAGAUUCAAGAGUGGGCUAACAUCACAUCGUUUCUAUGCGCACUCGGGGGAGUAUGCUUGCAGCGGCGGCCGUCUACCGUCUGGUCCCAUCUUCACGCUCACGAUUCGAGGAAAUACAAUGUAUUGGCCAACAGCUCACAAGAAGUCCAGUACUGCCCUGUCACACAAUUCAUCGGCCAACUCCUCCGCCUCCUGCUAUGUAGCAACGAACGCUUCGGCCAACAGAUCCAAAGCCACGUGAAGGAGCUAGUCGGCCACGAGAUGUCGCCGGCGCUCUACCCGAUCCUGUUCGACCAGAUUAAAGCCAUUAUUGACAAGUUCUUCGACCAACAACAGCAGGUAAUGCUGACCGACAUCAACACUCAGUUCGUGGAACACACGAUAUUUAUAAUGAAGAGUAUAUUAGAUAACAAGAAGACAGGACAACCUGCGGAGCACCUCAGCACCACGUCUAUAGAGGGACUCAUGCUUGCUAUAGUGAGAUACGUUCGUCAUUUAGACAUGACCGUGCUAUCCGUGCACAUCAAAACGAAGCUCUGCCAAGUGGUCGAAGCCAUGAUGAGAAGGAGAGACGACCUGGCCUUCAGACAGGAGAUGAAGUUCCGUAACAAGAUGGUGGAGUACGUGACGGACUGGGUGCUCGGCACCAGUCACCAGAUCGCGCCUCCGCUGCGGGCCGACGCCUCUUCCAUAUCCAGGGAGCUGGACCAGGCGUGCAUGGAGGCGGUGGCGGCGCUGCUGAAGGGGCUGCCGCUGCAGCCCGAGGAGUCCGACCGGGGGGAUCUGAUGGAGGCGAAGAGCCAGCUGUUCCUUAAGUACUUCACUCUCUUCAUGAACCUACUGAACGACUGUAAUGAAGUGGAGAUGGCCGAAGGGCCGGGGAGGCUGGAAACGCUGCGUAACGCUACCAUACAAGCCAUGUCUAAUCUACUAAGCGCUAAUAUAGACUCGGGGCUCAUGCAUAGCAUAGAUCUGGGUUACCAUCGGGACCUACAAACCAGAGCUGCUUUUAUGGAAGUCCUGACUAAAAUCCUGCAACAGGGCACAGAGUUUGAUACCCUAGCGGAGACUGUCCUCGCCGACCGUUUCGAGCAACUAGUGCAGUUGGUCACCAUGAUCUCUGAUAAGGGCGAGCUCCCAAUAGCAAUGGCCUUGGCAAACGUCGUCAGCACAUCUCAAAUGGACGAGCUGGCUCGUGUGUUCGUCACUCUCUUCGACGCUAAGCAUCUACUAGCACCGCUGCUGUGGAACAUCUUCUAUAGAGAAGUUGAGGUGUCGGACUGUAUGCAGACGCUCUUCCGCGGCAACUCCCUAGGGAGUAAAAUCAUGGCGUUCUGCUUCAAGAUCUAUGGCUACGGUUACCUGGUUUCCCUGCUGGAACCGCUGGUUACCGCGUUAUUAGAGCAGGCAGACCAGCCUGAUCUGAGCUUCGAGGUGGAUCCAGCCAGGCUGGACCCAUCGCAGGACAUAGAAGUCAACCGCUCCAACCUGAUAGACCUCACCAAAGAGGUCUUCAACAGGAUUAUCAACUCCGCGGACAAAUUCCCUCCGCAGUUGAGGAGCAUGUGCCAUUGUCUCUAUCAGGUUUUAAGCAAACGAUACGCACACAUACCUCAAACUAGUGUGGGUGCUGUUGGUACAGUACUAUUUUUGAGGUUCAUCAAUCCAGCCAUAGUGUCGCCGCAAGAGAUGGGUAUAGUCAGCCGUCCCGUUCCCCCCACGAUAAAACGUGGUCUCAUGCUGAUGUCCAAGAUUCUGCAGAACAUUGCCAACCAUGUCGAGUUCUCUAAGGAGCAACACAUGUUGCCUUUCAACGAUUUCUUAAGGGCCCACUUUGAGUUGGGACGCAAGUUCUUCAUACAAAUAGCAUCAGACUGCGAAAGCGUGGACCAAACGUCACACAACCUCUCAUUCAUCAGCGACGCAAACGUUGUAGCAUUACACCGACUGCUCUGGAACCAUCAGGAACGGAUAGGGGAUUACCUGUCUUGCAGUCGAGACCAUAAGGCCGUAGGACGACGACCGUUUGACAAGAUGGCCACAUUGCUCGCUUACUUAGGACCUCCGGAACACAAACCUGUCGACUCCGGUCUCCUUUUCUCCUCGUACGCCCGAUGGUCCUCAAUCGACAUGUCUUCCACCAACUUCGAGGAGUUCAUAGUGAAACACAACAUGCAUGAAAAAGAGGAGUUUAAGAGUAUCAAGAGCUUGAACAUAUUCUACCAGGCGGGCACCAGCAAGAUCGGGAACCCGGUGUUCUACUUCAUCUCUAGGAGAUACAAGAUAGGAGAGGUGAACGCGGACCUCCUGAUAUACCACGUGAUCUUGACCCUAAAGCCCUUCUGCCAGCAGCCCUUUGAACUCAUUGUCGACUUCACACACACCAACUCGGACAAUCGGUUCAGAACGGACUUCCUCCAAAAAUGGUUCACGGUGCUCCCCGACGUGGCGUACAUCAACAUACACGCCUGCUACAUAUACAACUGCAACAGCUGGGUGCGGGAGUACACUAAGUUCCACGAGGCGAUACUAGCUCCACUCAGAGGCAACAGAAAACUAAUUUUCAUCGACAACCACACUCGCCUCAGCGACUAUGUGGAGGCUGAGCAACAAAAGUUGCCCGGCGCGACACUGGCUUUAGAAGAGGAUCUCAAAGUGUUCAGUAAUGCACUCAAACUGUCGCAUAAAGACACAAAAGUUGCUAUAAAGGUGGGACCAACAGCUUUACAAAUAACAUCAGUAGAGAAGACUAAAGUUCUUGGUCUGCCGGUGUUGUUGAACGACGUUUACUACGCUUCGGAAAUAGACGAGGUGUGCCUCGUCGAUGACAACCAAUUUUCUCUGUCAAUCGUGAACGAGCCUACUCCACUAAGUUUCAUACACAACGAUUGUGAUAAUAUUGUGCAAUCCAUCAUACAUAUACGGAACCGCUGGGAGCUGAGUCAACCGGACUCAGUAACAGUGCACCAGAAGAUACGUCCAAAAGACGUCCCAGGGACUCUCCUCAACAUGGCCCUGCUGAACCUUGGCUCCUGUGACCCCAACCUUCGGACGGCAGCGUAUAACCAGCUAUGUGCGCUCACUGCUACCUUCCAUUUGAAGAUUGAAGGUCAACUGCUGGAGACAUCAGGCCUAUGCAUACCUUCCAACAACACAAUCUUCAUCAAAUCAGUGAGCGAGAAACUAGCACACAACGAGCCCCAUCUCACUCUAGAGUUUCUCGAGGAAUGUAUUCAGGGAUUCCGUGGCUCCUCGAUAGAGCUAAAGCAUUUAUGCCUGGAGUACAUGACACCAUGGCUAGCCAAUUUAGUCAGAUUCUGCAAGCCGUCAGACGAGUCCCGCCGCCAGAAGCAGGUCGCCCAAAUCCUGGAGAAGCUGAUCACCCUCACCAUCGAGGAGACGGAGAUGUACCCCUCGGUGCAGGCCAAGAUCUGGGGCUCCAUCGGGCACGUGCCCGAGCUGAUCGACAUGGUGCUCGACAGCUUCAUACAGCGGAGCGUCAACUCGGGUCUCGGUUCACCAAUGAUUGAGAUAAUGGCCGACACUGCCGUCGCAUUGGCAUCCGCCAACGUGCAACUGGUCUCUAAGAAAGUCAUCGGCAGAAUGUGCAGGGCCCUAUCGAAACUGCCCAAUAAUGCCCUGGGCCCCGUUACCCCGGCCACUGUGAUGGACAAGACCUGUCAUUCACCGACGCCCGUCCUAGAGAUGCACAUGAUGUGGGGUGACAUUGCGAUAUUGGCGAGAUAUUUGCUGAUGUUGUCGUUCAACAACUGCCUGGACGUGACGCGUCACCUGCCGUACCUGUUCCACACGGUCACGUUCCUGGUGUGCUCGGGCACGGUGUCCAUGCGCGCCGCCACGCACGGGCUGGUCAUCAACAUCAUACACUCGCUGUGUACCUGCAACAGCCCCAGUUUCUCUGAGGAAACCCAGCGAGUCCUGAUGCUGUCCCUGGAUGAGUUCGCCCUGCCCAAGUUCUACCAGAUGUUUGGCAUCUCCAAGGUCAAGUCGGCAGCGGUCACCGCCUUCCGGAGCCCGCACAACCGCCAUCCUGACAAAGAGUGGUACUCUGAGCACUCGUACACGGCCUGUACCGAGUCCGGCACGUCGUCCGGCAGCGGAGCCCCGGCCGCGCCGCCGCACUCGGACCGCGAGCGGCUGCCCCUGCAGUCGCUCGAGACCAUCACCGACGCCCUGCUCGAGAUCAUGGAGGCCUGCAUGAGGGACAUACCGCGCUGCGACUGGCUGACCACGUGGACUUCCCUGGCCAAAAGCUUCGCCUUCUGUUUUAACCCGGCACUGCAGCCGCGCGCUCUAAUCGUAUUCGGUUGUAUUAGUAAAAAUGUAACCGACGACGAUAUGAAACAGCUGCUGCGUAUAUUAGUAAAGGCGCUCGAGUCGUUCAACGACUUGGCUUUAUUAGAAGCUCUUAUUAUGUGCCUGACGAGGUUGCAACCACUUCUCUACCCGGAAUCCCCGAUCCACACGGCCCUAUUCUGGGUGGGUCUAUCGGUGUUGCAGCUAGAUGACCCUACCCUGUACGCGGCUGGGCUGUCUCUCCUGGAACAGAACCUGCAUACCCUCGACUCGCAGGGGCAGUUUGAACAUAAGACCUUGGAGCAAGUAAUGAUGGAGACAAGAGAGCCACUGGAGUGGCAUUUCAAGCAAAUGGACCACGCUGUAGGACUGAGUUUCCGCUCCAACUUCCACUUCGCCCUGGUCGGUCACCUGCUGAAGGGUUACCGGCACCCGCUGGCCGCGUCCGUGUCGCGCACGUGCCGCGUGCUCGCCGCGCUGCUCGCCAUCACCGCGCGGCACGCAGACAAGUUCCACGUCACGCCCGUCACCGUGGCUUACCUCACCGGUUGGUAUUGCCUGCCUCGUCUUCAUGAAAUGACCUCGCUGUACUCGGCCGUGUCGCGCACGUGCCGCGUGCUCGCCGCGCUGCUCGCAAUCACCGCGCGGCACGCCGACAAGUUCCACGUCACGCCCGUCACCGUGGCUUACCUCACCGCAUUGGUGUGUGUGAGCGAGGAAGUCCGUUCCCGCUGCCACGUGAAGCACUCGCUUCCAAAAUGGCUGCCGGACAAUUGCGACCACUACUGCCCCACCAUUGACUACAAUCAGUCCUCAAUGCUGAUCCAGCCUUCUACAUCCAGCAGCUCAUGCCAGAGUCGGCGACAGAAGUCCUGGGACGUCCUAGACCAGGCUGCUAUAUCCUCAGCUCAUGGUGGUAAAUCACCCACAAUGCAACAGUCUAGUAGCGGUGGACACAGCCCGCAUUUCAUCAAUAUACCGCAUCAGACCUCAGCUCGAAUGCUUUUUAAGACCCAGAGGUCUUUUUCAGUACCAACGUCGAAAGACACUAUAGGGCCACCAAGGGACAGCGAAGGCCGAGCACACAGCAUGCAGCACGGGACCUCGGGUGAUGCCGCGCGCGCUGAACAAGACGGCGACAGUGUUCUAGAUGUCGUGGAGGAUGAGGGGCGCGGGUCGCCGGGCAGCACGGACGAGGCGACCGAGCGGCCGUCUUCAACCAAGUCGGGGGACAGCGACUUCCCCGAGAAGGUUAGCAAUCAAGCGUCUACGGACAAGGACACAAGCAGCCCGGAGAGCAACAGCUUAUUGGACCCGAGUGUACUCUCCGACUUCACCACGCAAGCGCUGGUGCUGACUGUACUCGCCACUCUAGUUAAAUACACUACAGAUGAAGACGAAAUAAGAAUAUUGUACCAGUAUUUGGCUGAAGGCUCUGUCGUAUUCCCGAAAGUAUUUCCCGUAAUCCAUUCUCUCCUAGAUAUGAAAAUAAACCACGUGCUAAUGCAUUGCCACGACCAAGUGAUCCUGAGCGCGGUACAGAGUAUAAUACAGAACAUGAUCGCGUCCGAAGACGCCAGUCAGCAACAGCUGCACUAUAUGCAGAGCUGCGGGUUCGGCGGGCUGUGGCGGUUCGCGGGCCCUUUUACUAAGAUCCAAUGCACAGCGGAAAGCAGCGAGCUGUUCGUCAACUGCUUAGAAGCCAUGGUCGAGACGUGUCUACCAGGGUCUGAGCACGCUCAGGCCCGUGCUCCACCCCCAGACCCCGACCGGCAGGACACAUCAGGUACACACCCGGACCCUGCCCAACUGUUCUGUUCUUUAGAAGCCAUGGUGGAGUGUCUACCGGACUCGACAGUAGGACACAGGUUCAUUCCCAGACUCUGUCCAAUGCUUAGAAGCCUACUAGAGACGUGCCUCCCAGGGUCUGAGCAUGCUCAAGCCCGUGCUCCACCCCCAGACCCUGACCGGCAGGACACAUCAGGGUCUGAGCAUGCUCAAGCCCGUGCUCCACCCCCAGACCCUGAUCGGCAGGACACAUCAGGUACAAACCCGGACCCUGCCCAACUGUUCUGUUCUUUAGAAGCCUUGGUGGAUUGUCUACCGGGCUUCACAGUAGGACACAGGUUCAUUCCCGGACCCUGUCCAAUGCUUAGAAGCCUACUAGAGACGUGCCUCCCAGGGUCUGAGCACGCUCAGGCGCGCGCUGGACCAGACCCUGACCGGCAGGACACAUCAGGUACACACCCGGACCCUGCCCAACUGUUCUGUUCUUUAGAAGCCAUGGUGGAGUGUCUACCGGACUCGACAGUAGGACACAGGUUCAUUCCCAGACCCUGUCCAAUGCUUAGAAGCCUACUAGAGACGUGCCUCCCAGGGUCUGAGCACGCUCAGGCGCGUGCUGGACCAGACCCUGACCGGCAGGACACAUCAGGUACACACCCGGACCCUGUCCAACUGUUCUGUUCUUUAGAAGCCAUGGUGGAGUGUCUACCGGACUCGACAGUAGGACACAGGUUCAUUCCCAGACCCUGUCCAAUGCUUAGAAGCCUACUAGAGACGUGCCUCCCAGGGUCUGAGCACGCUCAGGCGCGUGCUGGACCAGACCCUGACCGGCAGGAUACAUCAGGUACAAACCCGGACCCUGCCCAACUGUUCUGUUCUUUAGAAGCCAUGGUGGAUUGUCUACCGAGCUUCACAGUAGGACACAGGUUCAUUCCCGGACCCUGUCCAAUGCUUAGAAGCCUACUAGAGACGUGCCUCCCAGGGUCUGAGCACGCUCAGGCGCGUGCUCCACCCCCAGACCCUGACCGGCAGGACACAUCAGGUACACACCCGGACCCUGCCCAACUGUUCUGUUCUUUAGAAGCCAUGGUGGAGUGUCUACCGGACUCGACAGUAGGACACAGGUUCAUUCCCAGACUCUGUCCAAUGCUUAGAAGCCUACUAGAGACGUGCCUCCCAGGGUCUGAGCAUGCUCAAGCCCGUGCUCCACCCCCAGACCCUGACCGGCAGGACACAUCAGGUACACACCCGGACCCUGCCCAACUGUUCUGUUCUUUAGAAGCCAUGGUGGAGUGUCUACCGGACUCGACAGUAGGACACAGGUUCAUUCCCGGACCCUGUCCAAUGCUUAGAAGCCAUGGUGGAAACAUGUCUACCAGGGUCUGA
This is a messenger RNA of Cydia amplana, 10035 nucleotides long. It is a transcript of the gene Nf1, whose product is annotated as neurofibromin. The transcript is spliced from 67 exons. Gene Ontology annotation, biological process: regulation of GTPase activity. Bases 127 to 10035 code for a protein of 3302 amino acids. The record is from RefSeq and is a predicted model, not a curated record. NCBI's taxonomy places the organism in Eukaryota, Metazoa, Arthropoda, Insecta, Lepidoptera, Tortricidae.